CCUAGACCCAAUGAGUUGGGCUGUAUGGAUUCUUUCCUAGAAAAUCUCAAGGAACUAGCAAGGUGUGAUGAGGCUGACGAUUCAAUUGGUUUUCAACAGGAUAGAAUCCAAAUGAUCCAAAAAGAUCUCGUAAUUUUAAGAUCUUUCCUGAAAAAUAUCAAGGAGCAGCGCCAUCAGAAUGGAAAACUUCAAGCUUUCUGGAGUCAUGUUAUGGAAGCUGCUUACAAGGCAGAGUUACUGAUUGACUUGGCACUUGUUGGUGAUAAAUGUGAAGAUUCUUUGGAUGCUGUUUCUAGAGAUAUCAAUCUUUUGAAGAUUGAUGCCCCUGAGAUCCAUAAUGGUCAAACCCAAAGAGUUAACAAGACUUCCCUUCAAAUACCAUCACAACUUGCUGCCGCCAUGCACGACGAAGAUCUGGUAGGUCUUGACGAUGAGGUGGAAACUCUUAGUCAUCGGCUUACGAGAGGAUCAAAGCAAUUGGAUGUUGUUCCCAUUGUGGGUAUGCCAGGCCUUGGUAAGACCACAUUAGCCAAUAAAGUUUAUAAUGCUCCUUCAGUUAGGUCACAUUUCCAUGUUCGUCGUUGGUGUCGUGUUUCUCAAACAUAUAGCAUACGCAGUUUGUUAGUUGAGCUUUUGUGUAGUAGUUCUUCUGAGAGUUCUGAUGAAUAUCAUAAGAUGGAUGAAAAUGAUUUGGCCAUGAAGCUAAGGCAGGUUUUGCUGAGAAGUAGGUAUCUCCUUUUUUUGGAUGACUUGUGGGACGUUGAGGCAUGGAAUUUGUUGAAAAAAUCACUGCCGAAUGAUGCCAAUGGAAGCAGAAUUCUCUUCACCAGCAGAUGCCAGGAUUUAUCUUUGCAUUUCGAACCUAAUAGCGAGCCUCACCAUCUCCGUCAUCUUACUGACGAAGAGAGUUGGACAUUGCUGCAGAGAAAGCUAUUUGGCACGGAAGAUUGUCCUGCAGCACUAAGUGAAGUUGGAUCUCAAAUAGCAAAACUUUGUCGGGGCUUACCCCUUGCAGUUGUCCUUGUUGCUGGAAUUCUUGCUACUACUGCAAAAGAUAGGUGGGAAGAAGUUGCAAAAAGUCUAAGUUCUAUUGUCCUUGGGGAUGAAUACUGCAUGAAGACACUUGAGCUGAGUUAUAGUCAUUUACCAGAUUAUUUGAAGCCAUGCCUUCUGUACUUUGCUGCAUUUAAAGAAGAUGAGGUUAUUAAUGUGCGAAGGUUGUUACGGCUUUGGAUCUCUGAAAGAUUCGUGCAACAGGCUGAAGGAAAGAGAGUAGAGGAAGCAGCUCAUGACUACUUUGUGGCUCUAGUUAAUAGAAGUUUAGUUAAGGGUGUCGGACAAAGAACUGUGGGUGGUGCCAAAGCCUGUCUACUUCAUGAUUUGGUACACGAGUUUUGUGUGAAAAAAGCCAAAGAAGAAAGUUUUCUAUAUGAUGUUCAUACUUGGAACCCUCUUGGGCUUACUGGACCAAGCAACCCCCACCGAGUUUGUGUCCGCAAUACCAGAGAAUUGAAGAUUUGGGAGUUAACGCUUAUAUUUCCCAAUUUACGCUCUUUGAUCUUGUUUAGACAAGAUUAUUUUAAACAUGAAGAGGAGGAUUUGGGUAUUUUGUUACCUAAACUUCUCAGAGUGUUGGAUUUUCGGAGUUUGCACUUUCGUUACAAUUCUUUCCCAAUCGAAGUAGUAUUGCUUGUUCACUUGAGGUACCUGGCGCUCAAAGGAGUAACAUACAUCCCAUCUGCGAUAGCCAACCUCUUAAGGUUAGAAACUCUUAUCGUAGAUUAUCCGAGUUUGGGUAUUGAGCUGCCAAGUACUAUUUGGAACAUUAAGACAUUGAGUCAUCUACUUGUUAUAAAUUAUCAUGGAGUAUGGCGAAGGGGUUUUAUUUUUCCAGUUGAAAAUCUUGAAGUAUCCCCAGAUUUAGAUCGUUUGGACACUUUAAACCUUGCAGUUGAUCCCUCUCCUCAAAGCUUGCAAAAGAUACUGAGAAAGUUACCAAGCAUUCGCAGGUUAAAAUGUAUGGAACACCGGGGCGGAUCAAGAGAAGCUACCAGAAAUUGCAACGAGAUUCUUGAGUUUGACAGUUUGAGUCAACUGGAAUCACUUUAUUUGUAUGGUUUUCACGGAUGUGGAUUCAAAUUCCCAUUGAAUUUGAAAAAGUUGACUCUCUCAUAUAAUGCUCAGCCAUGGAGUGAAAUUUCAACAAUUGGAAAGUUGCCCAAUCUUGAAGUGCUUAAAUUACUUGAUCACAGCUUUCCCUAACCUCCGAGUCUUAAAAUUGUCAAGGUUGAAAUUUCGCAACUGGACUGCAUUUUCUGAUAAUUUUUCCCGCCUUGUGAAAUUGGUCUUGCACCGAUGUAAGGAGCUGGAAAAGGUCCCUUCCUGUUUAGGGGAGUGUGAGACUCUUGAAAUGAUUGUGGUGGAAAAUUGUCCUGAGUCUGUUGUAGAUUCUGUAAAGCAAAUUCAACAAGAGCAGAUGGACAUGGGAAAUGAGGUUCUAAAGAUCGAAAUUCAUUCCAUUCCUUAGAAGAAGAGUCUAAAGAAGCAGAGUCAAUUCCCUCAGAAGCAGAGGAGGUUUCUUCAGAAAGAGAGUCUGUAUCCUCUCAUCACGCAGUUGGCAAUUGUGAGAGUGAAUGUACAGUGGGAUUCCACUCAUCAGAGCAGGUUUCCUCAGAAGGUGAAGACUGAAACAUUUAUGUCUCUCCUUGAUUUGGUGUGGUCAUUCCUUCCACUCAUCAGGGGCAAGCACAGUCAUGCAUUCUAUCAAGCCAACAUUAUCCAUCAUAAUCUGUUUGUAAAAUGUUCUCCAUGUUCUUUUCUGGUUUGAUGUUUAAUAGUGUUUAUGAUCCAUCACAAUCUUGUUUGUAAAAUAUUCUCCAAGUUCUUUUCUGAUUUGAUGUUUAAUAGUGUUCUUGAUCCCAAUUCUUCAAACAUUCUCAUUGCUAUAUAGUAGCCACUCGCAUUUCUUU
Molecule: messenger RNA, 2969 nt
Organism: Coffea arabica (coffee)
Lineage: Eukaryota; Viridiplantae; Streptophyta; Magnoliopsida; Gentianales; Rubiaceae
Product: putative late blight resistance protein homolog R1A-10
Biological process (GO): defense response to other organism
Molecular function (GO): ADP binding
Source: RefSeq, a predicted model, not a curated record